This is a messenger RNA of Didymodactylos carnosus, 666 nucleotides long. The record is from the annotation of a GenBank genome assembly. Lineage: Eukaryota; Metazoa; Rotifera; Eurotatoria; Philodinida; Philodinidae.
AUGUUUAGUUACUCAGAAAUUUUGGAGUUACGAAGUAGUGUUAAGCUGAAAACAUAUCGUUUAUAUAAAAUAUUUAAUACAAUGCGUCAUCAAUACCAUUUAGCUGAUAAACAUUUAUUACUUAUUCUAUUUGGAUUUAUAUUAUUUGUCAGUAUAAUGUUACUCGGUUUAAAUAUUGGUGAUCCAUUUUUUAUUGAUAAGGAUCAAUAUCAUAAAUCAUCAGAAAAUGAUUAUCUUUAUUGUUCAUCAAACCAUCAAACAACUAUUUAUAUACCUUUUACUCUCACUGUUCGUUUUUCACUAUUAUUAUUAACUUCUGUGUGUGCUUUUAAAAUUCGUCAAAUACCCGAUUCAUUUAAUGAAACAAAACAACUUAGUCUAACAGUAUAUAAUCUAUUAUUUUUAUCUAUUUUAUUACCUGUUUUAGAUGGUAUUCUAGGUCGGGGUACAACACAAGGAACUUUAGCACAUGGUUUAUGUUUAUUUGUUAUUUGUUUAAUUACUAUUAUAAUUAUGUUUGCUCCAAAAUUAUUACUUCUUUACAAUAAUAGAAAGGAACAAAGUACAAGAAGAAAAAGUGUAGUAGACAUAUUUUCAUCUACAUUACAAAGACAUAAAAAUUUCUAUUCAAAAGACUUGAUUCGUCGAAGAACAGUAACUAAUUAA